Lodderomyces jiufengensis is the source of this 2130-nucleotide messenger RNA. RefSeq names its product acyl-CoA oxidase (gene POX1-3). Gene Ontology annotation, biological process: lipid homeostasis; fatty acid beta-oxidation using acyl-CoA oxidase. Gene Ontology annotation, molecular function: acyl-CoA oxidase activity; FAD binding; fatty acid binding. The record is from RefSeq and is a predicted model, not a curated record. The transcript has a single exon. The coding region runs from base 1 to 2130 and encodes 709 amino acids. NCBI's taxonomy places the organism in Eukaryota, Fungi, Ascomycota, Pichiomycetes, Serinales, Debaryomycetaceae. Gene Ontology annotation, cellular component: peroxisome.
AUGGUAUUUACACAAAAAAAUGUUAAUUUAUCAAAAGGACCUGAUCCAAGAAGUUCUAUUCAACAAGAAAGAGCUGCACAAAAAGUAAAUGUUCAAGAAUUACAAUAUUUCUUAGAAGGUUCAAAAGAAAGAGCUGAAUUAGUUAAAUCAUUACAACAACAAAUGGAAAGAGAUCCAGUUUUAUGGACUGAUGGUUCAUAUUAUGAUAUGUCAAAAGAUCAAUUAAGAGCUUUAACUGCUUUAAAAAUAAAUAGAGUUUCAAGAUAUUUAGAAACUGAUUCUAUUGAUACUUUCAAUAGAAGAUUAUCUUUAAUUGGUGUUUUUGAUCCAGCUGUUUCAACAAGAAUUGGUGUUAAUUUAGGUUUAUUCAUUUCAUGUAUUAGAGGUAAUGGUACUUAUGAACAAUUAAAAUAUUGGGCUUUAGAUAAAGAAACUGCUCAUAUUAAAGGUAUUUAUGGUUGUUUUGGUAUGACUGAAUUAGCUCAUGGUUCAAAUGUUAUGGGUAUUGAAACUACUGCUACUUUUGACAAAGAAAGUGAUGAAUUUGUUAUUAAUACUCCUCACAUUGGUGCAACUAAAUGGUGGAUUGGUGGUGCUGCUCAUUCAGCUACUCAUUGUACCGUUUAUGCCAGAUUAAUUGUCGAUGGUGAAGAUUAUGGUGUUAAAACUUUCGUUGUUCCAUUAAGAGAUUCAAAUCAUGAUAUAAUGCCAGGUGUUACUGUUGGUGAUAUUGGUGCUAAAAUGGGUAGAGAUGGUAUUGAUAACGGUUGGAUUCAAUUUUCAUCAGUUAGAAUUCCAAGAUUCUUUAUGUUACAAAAGUUCUGUAAAGUUGCCAGAGAUGGUGAUGUUAUUUUACCACCAUUAGAACAAUUAUCAUAUUCAGCUUUAUUAGGUGGUAGAGUUAUGAUGGUUUUAGAUUCAUACAGAAUGAUUGCAAGAGUUGCCACUAUUGCUUUAAGAUAUGCUAUUGGUAGAAGACAAUUUAAAGGUGACAAUGUUGAUCCAGAUGAUGAAGAUGCAUUAGAAACUCAAUUAUUAGAUUAUCCAUUACAUCAAAAGAGAUUAUUACCAUACUUAGCUGCUGCUUAUGUUAUUUCUGCAGGUGCAUUAAAAGUUGAAUCAACUAUUGGUGAUACUUUAUUAGAAUUAGAUGAUGCAGUUGAUGAAAAUGAUGAAGCUGGUAUUAUGAAAGCUAUUGAUUCAAUGAAAUCAUUAUUUAUUGAUUCUGGUUCAUUAAAAUCAACUUGUACUUGGUUAGCCGCUGAAGCAAUUGAUCAAUGUAGACAAGCAUGUGGUGGUCAUGGUUACUCAGGUUAUAAUGGUUUUGGAAGAGCUUAUAAUGAUUGGGUUGUCCAAUGUACUUGGGAAGGUGAUAACAAUGUUUUAGGUAUUAACAUUGGUAAACCAUUAGUUAAACAUAUAAUAGCUAUUGAAGAAGAUGGAAAAGUUGUUAAAGGUUCAUCAGAUUUCUUAAAUCAAUUAAAAGAAUAUACUGGUUCAGGAGCUGAUAAAGUUAUUUUAAAUAAUGCUUCAGAUAUUGGUGAUAUUAAAAAAUUCAUUAAAGCUAUUGAAGUUACUAUUAUAAGAUUAGGUUAUGAAGCUUCUAAAACAGUAAGAAAAGAAUCAUUUGAUUAUGCUGGUGCAGAAUUAGUUAUUAUUUCAAAAUUAAAAGCUCAUCAUUACUUAUUAACUGAAUAUACUAGAAGAGUUGAUGAAACAGAAUAUACUGAUAUUAAACCAUACUUAUACCAAUUAGGUCAAUUAUAUGCAGCUGCAGUUGUUUUAGAUAAAUACUCAGGAUUUUUCUUAGCUUUCAAUGUUGCUUCAACCAAUGCUAUUGCUGAAUUAGCCAAAGACCAAAUUCCAAAAUUAUGUAGAGAAAUCAGACCAAAUGUUGUUGGUUUAACUGAUGGUUUCCAACAAUCAGACAUGAUGAUCAAUGCUCCAAUUGGUAAUUACGAUGGUGAUAUUUAUGAAAACUACUUUGAUUUAGUUAAAAACUUAAACCCACCAAAGAAUACUAAAGCUCCAUAUUCAGCUGCAUUAGAAGCUAUGUUGAAUAGACCAUCAUUAAAUGAUAGAGAAAGAAACGAAAAAACUUUAGAAGCUGGUGAAAUUUUAUCAAGAUAA